Messenger RNA from Chenopodium quinoa (quinoa), 3956 nucleotides. RefSeq names its product phosphatidate phosphatase PAH1-like. The record is from RefSeq and is a predicted model, not a curated record. Bases 551 to 3586 code for a protein of 1011 amino acids. The transcript has 11 exons. Lineage: Eukaryota; Viridiplantae; Streptophyta; Magnoliopsida; Caryophyllales; Amaranthaceae. Gene Ontology annotation, molecular function: phosphatidate phosphatase activity.
GUCUAACUUCUAAGAAACUCCCACCAACCACAAUCUUUAAUUUAAUAAUUCAAAAUUACUAAAACAAAAUCCCACAAAAGUGGCGGUAUAUCCAAUGAUGUUAUUAAUAAUUUUUUGUUUUUUUUUUAAAGAAGGCAAACAAAAAUUUUGAUUCAAUUUCGUGGACGGAACAUCCGAACAUACCAGUCUUCAAACAUAAGAUUUAAAGUCAAUCUUGUUUUCAUGGAACAACGUAUGAUCGAAUAAUCCCUUCAAAAAAAAAAAAAAAAAAACGUAUGAUCGAAUAAUCUUUUUCCUGCCAUAAUAUUCCGUUCUUUCUUCUUCUACAAAUAUUCAGAAAAAUAAAAAAAUCUGAUUAGUUCAUCAUUUUUGCAUCACUCCUUUCUCAAGGAACAUUGCUUCUUUGAUUCUUGUUUAAUUGAAUAAUUUAUGAAUCAAUUUGGCUGGUUGAGAAGUUCAAUCGGAUUGAACUUUUGGGCAAGAAUCAGAGAGUUAAGAUUUUACACAUUAGUUUUUCAUUAUUGCGGGGGAUUAUUGAAUCCAUAAAAUCAUGAAUGUGGUAGGCAAGGUUGGAAGCCUAAUAACCCAAGGUGUAUAUUCAGUAGCAACCCCUUUUCAUCCUUUCGGCGGUGCGGUUGAUAUCAUUGUUGUUCAACAGCAAGACGGAAGUUUUAGGAGUACACCUUGGUAUGUACAGUUUGGUAAAUUUCAAGGUGUUUUAAAAGGUGCUGAGAAGGUAGUACGAAUAAAUGUUAACGGCAAUGAAGCUAGCUUCCAUAUGAAUCUAGAUAAUUCAGGUGAAGCUUAUUUUGUUAGAGAAGCUGAUUCGGGUGAAAGUGGUGAGAAGGAUUGUUUGUUAAAGGAUGAAAGGGAAGGUAUCCUAGGGCAUAGUUAUAGUGUAGAUAAUAGCCAGUUUCGUAAUAAUGAGAGUGUCGAAAAUUUCAGGCUGCAAAGCACUUUGUCUGACCCUGGGAUUUUAAGGGAUGAUUAUUCUAGUUUCAACCGGUUGGAAAGGAAUGAUUCAGAUGCGUGUAGAUUUUACGAUUUUCAAGAUGAUCAGUCAUUUGAUGAUUCAGUGGAGUUGUCAUCUGAGUAUGGAUCUAGCCGGUAUGACCCUAUGGAUGCUGUGGAGAAUUUUGUGGAAGCACAGGGCUCAGAUUCGGAAAUGGUCUUGGUGAGUGUAGAUGGUCAUAUUUUAACAGCACCUAUCUUAUCAUCCGAGCAAGACACCGAAAGUGUGCCAUUGGAUACGCCCCAAUUUCAUCUUGGGCCAGGUAAAGGUAGGGAUUUUACUGUCGGUGAGACUCCAUGGGAUCCUGAAUAUCUGAAUGAUUUAGAGGGCCCUUCCUGUAUACAAGCUUCUGUUGUUACCUCUUCCGAAAAUGACAAUGCUCUUUCACAAGAGGGUCAUGCUCAUAUUGUUAUGAUUGAGGAACAUGCAUGCCAAGAUCAAGGAAGGGUUGAGAGUGGUAUCCAACAGUCAGAAGAAUACCAUGAUGAGGGCACUGGCAGCAUGCACGAGUCAGGAUCUUGUAAAGAAAAUGGAGAACUUCCGCAUACAGAGAUUAAUAAUUUGGUUGCUUGUGAUGAUUUUGGGAAGAGUGGUUGUCAAGGUGAAGAAAGUGGGGACAUGCAUGAACUUGAAGCUAGUGGAGAUGGAAAAUAUUUGCACAAAAAUGGAGGAGUUGAGUACACUCAUCAACCCGAAGCUUUGGAGGAUGAUAAGAAGUGUGCACACCAAGAUGAUGAUGACAAGAGUAUUGAACACCAAGAGAGAGAGCUCUGUCUGUGCAGUAAAAUUGAAGAAACAUCUCCUAGAACUAAGAAUGAAGAUAAGUUCAAGAGCUGUUUAGAUUUUGCCAGUGUGGAAGUUGACGAUACCUCAGAAAGUGAGGGUUCUCCCUUGGGGGCCCGAGUAGAAGCUGAUUUUACAGAAGAAAAUUCUUCACAGAACAUUCAAGUUUCAGAUAAAGCUGAUAAUCAAUGUACACCAGAAAAAUCAGGUGAUGGUGGAUCAGUUACUGUAUUUAACCGUCGAGUUUUGGUGGAGGGUGAGGCAGAUAAUGGUUCAUCUCCUGCUAUAUACAUAACUGAAGUUAAUGAAAGGGAUGAUAGGGUCAGUAUUGGUAUAGAAGCUAAUGGUUCUGAUUUCACACCUAUUGGAAAUGCAAAAGUAUGCAAUGAUGAACCAGUGAGAAUGAAUUCAUCAAUAGAGAGUGAUAUGUGUAGUAAAGAAGGAAAUGUCUCUGAAACCAUUUCAAAUGGUUGUGAAGAUCCUAAAUCACAUACCAGGAGUUCAUCUGAGCAGAUCGAAGCAGAUAUUAACCCAACCUUAGAGAUCUCUCUUUGUCGCCAUCUCCUUCGUCCAGGAAUGGGAUUAAGUGCUGCUGAUGAAGCUUUUAGUGCUCAUCGCUUAUCCGAGGAAGGGUUUAGGAAUAUAGCAUCAUCAGUAAUGAAGAAUGAAAACCUUGUCAUCAGAUAUAAAGGGAAAUACUUACCAUGGGAUCAAGCUGCUGCUAUUGUCUUAGGACUGGCUGCUUUUGGUUCAAAAUUUUCCAUCGAGCUCAAAGAUGCAUUACCUGUUGAACAAGAAGUUGCUUCAGACAUAGGGGUUCAUGAUUCUGGAAGUGCUUCUGGACGCAGAUGGAGGCUAUGGCCAAAUCCAUUCAGGAGGGUGAAGACACUUGAACGAUCUACUAGUACUGCCUCGGAGGAUGUUUUUGUUGAUUCUGAGUCUCUUUCAAGGAGCCCAUCCAUUGACCAAACUCCAAUAUCUCAGAGUGGAACUCCAUUAUCAGAAAGUAGUUUAAAGUCUGUUCACAAGAAAAUUCUUAGAACUAACAUCCCCACUAAUGAGCAGAUAUCAUCUUUGAAUCUGAAAGAAGGUCAAAAUGACGUUACUUUCAGUUUUAGUACCAGGGUUCUAGGAUUACAACAGGUUGAGGCACAUAUAUAUUUGUGGAAGUGGAAUGCACGGAUUGUUAUAUCUGAUGUGGAUGGAACAAUUACUAGAUCUGAUGUUCUUGGUCAGUUUAUGCCUCUGGUUGGAAAGGACUGGUCGCAAUCGGGUGUAGCUCGUUUGUUUUCUGCCAUUAAGGAGAAUGGAUAUCAGCUACUCUUUCUAAGUGCACGUGCAAUAGUACAGGCAUAUUUAACUAAAAGCUUUUUGUUCAACCUUAAGCAGGAUGGAAAGACACUGCCGAAUGGACCUGUUGUUAUUUCACCUAAUGGAUUAUUUCCAUCACUAUUUCGUGAAGUAAUCCGAAGAGCUCCUCAUGAAUUCAAGAUUGCUUGUUUGGAGGAUAUCAAGGCUCUGUUUCCACCUGAUUACAAUCCAUUCUAUGCUGGAUUCGGGAACAGAGACACAGAUGAGCUUACUUAUAGAAAGCUAGGAAUUCCGAAGGGCAAAAUCUUUAUUAUCAACCCAAAGGGUGAGGUGGCAAUUAACCAUCGGAUUGAUGUGAAGUCAUAUACAUCGUUGCAUACUCUAGUAAAUGAUAUGUUCCCACCAACAUCAAUGGUCGAGCAGGAAGAUUAUAAUUCAUGGAACUAUUGGAAGAUGCCGAUGCCAGAUAUUAGCAUUUGAAACCAUUGUAUAUGGAAGCGGAUGUAUUCAGGCCACUAGUGGUCGAGCUCUAGAGGCUGGACAAUAAAUCAUUUUUCCAACCGGUGAUUGAUCGAAGUUAUAGGGCUAUUAGAAUAUUUAGCAUUGGAAUGAUUACCAAAUGGAGCAGUAGUUGCAUUCUUUGUUGUACUGAGAAUUUUACAGGCAUUAAAGCAAAAGCAUCUGAAGCUCAUUCUUAUCAUGGCUAUUAACUGUAAAUCUGUAUGUUGUAAUGAUCUUACUGUAAUUUUUCAGAUGAUAGAUGCGAUUCAUAAGAAGUUAAUAAGGAAGUUAAUCUUUAACAUUGAGGCAAUUUAAGUUAUGGUAUAGCUUCUUAUUGCUAUUGACUUCC